Bursaphelenchus xylophilus (pine wood nematode) is the source of this 2605-nucleotide messenger RNA. Lineage: Eukaryota; Metazoa; Nematoda; Chromadorea; Rhabditida; Aphelenchoididae. The record is from the annotation of a GenBank genome assembly.
AUGUAUUUGACCCUAAGAUUGCGGCUAUUUUUGGGUACGGUGGCGAUUAUUGUGGGUGUGGUGUGCUCUGGGAGACAUUUUGAGGAGAGAGAGCCGUUGGCGACGUUGCAUACGGAGCGAUGUAAGUUUUACGGGGUCUUGACUACUUUUUACUGUAAUAUCACUCUACUGAAAAAAACAUUUAUAAGAAAUUCUGUUACUACAAGUCUUACUAGACCCUCUAGGAUACAUUUCAGCCAUAUCCGGGGGAAAAAUCUUCAAAAAAUUUGAAUUUCCCGCCAAUUUUGGCAUUCUGUUAUAAGCGUUCAAAAGUGACGGGAAGGGAUUCAAUUAAGUGGCAAAUGGUCUGAAACCACUAUAAAUGCCAAAUUUGUAUAUAAAAAUUGCUUUUCAGAUGUCGAAUUAUAUUAUCCAUGACAAAUUUGAUAAAGAAAUCUUAAAUUUUGAGAUUUUUCUCGGGAAAAAAGUGAAUUAUUUACGCGUCAUGACCAGCAGCGUAUUUUACUAUCCUUAAGAAUUUAUUUUACCCCUAAAUUACUGUAUUUUACCCAAUUUUUUCCCCAAAAAAUCUCAAAUUUUCAGCUGUCCGUCGGAUCGAAAAAAUCGGAAAUGCCCUUGUUACCGAACUAACCCUCGAAGAGUUCUUCGACAAGCACUAUCCAACUCCUCAAGUCGACGUGGAGACGCUGGUGAUCCCGGUUCAUGGGAUUUAUGAUACCAAUCUACCGCCUGAGGCAUUCUACGAAAAAUGCCUGGAAAAUGUGCGAAGAGCGUGGCCACAUGUAAAACUGAUCCAUUUACAGGGCGGAGAGUACAUUUACUACCCGGAUAAUUCGGUAGGUCCAGAAAAAAUUUUGGAAAAUUGGAAAAUUGGAAAAAAUUUUGAGGAAAAGCCCAAAAAAUUUUUGCUUUGAAAGUACGCAAAAUCAUCUAAAACAUGAAAAAAUUUAUCUCUGGCUUCAUAACAGUCCUGUGUACAUCACAAACAUUGUCGAAAAAAGUGAUUUUUUUUGAAGAAAUCUUUGGAAAAUCACAAAAUUCGAAGAAAAAAUCUAAAAAUUUCGUUUUCAAACGACUAAAUUGGACUUAAAAAAUAUAAAAAUUAAUUUUCAGGACUCCCCAGACGUCCUCGUCCCCGAGGCCAAGCAUUUGAAGAGAUUGUUUGCCUCGAUUAUCACUCCAUUGAGAAGAAAGUCGAUCAGAGUCGGGCAAUGCGACUUCUUGGACCAUUUGAUCUUCGAAAAAGACGUGAGUUGGUAAAAUACGCAACGAGUACCUUCCAUUUUUUAUAGAAAAUUGAUUCCAAUUUAAUCUGCACAGUGCAGCAAAACUUGAAUUUUUGAGUGCACGGUGCGACAUUUUAUUUCUGACUGCACUGUGCAGAAAGUCAAUUUUUUGCACAGUGCGAAAUAUUUUUUUUCAUCGCACAGUGCAACUUUUGAUUGGCAAUGCACCGUGCAAAAGCUUCAUUUUUUGCCUCCGAUUUAAUUCGCACAGUGCGGAAAAACUUGAAUUUUUGAGUGCAAAAUUUUUUCUUCUGUUGCACUCCGCAAAAAGCGAAUUUUAACCGCACCGUGCAAAACAUUCAUUUGUUGUCGCACGGUGCGAAAUUUUAUUUCCGAUUGCACUGUGCAAAAUUUAGCCUUUUUUGCACGGUGCGAACUUAUAUUUUUUCAUCGCACAGUGCAAAUUUUUAUUUCCAUUUCACAGUGCAGCUCAAAUUUUUUCCGCACGGUGCAAAACCUAGCUUAUUUUGCACGGUGCAAAAAAUCCGAUUACAUCGCACUGUGCGGUCAAAUUAAAAAUCUGCACGGUGCAAAAUAUUUUUUUUCAUCGCACAGUGCAAAUUUUGAUUUCGAAUGCACUGUGCAGCUCAAAUUUUUAUCGCACCGUGCAAAAUUUAUUUUUCUUUGCACUGUGCAAAAUAACUUUUUUCAUCGCAAGCCAAAUUUUAUUUCCAAUUGCACAGUGCAAAAAAUCAAUUUUUUGCACGGUGCAAACUUAUUUUUUUAUCGCACAGUGCAUAUUUUUAUUUCCAUUGCACAGUGCAAGAAGCGAAUUUUUAUCGCACCGUGCAAAAUCUAGCUUAUCUUGCACUGUGCAAAAAAUUCGUUUUUUUGGCGCACAGUGCAAAAAAUCCGAUUACAUCGCACUGUGCGGUCAAAAUAAAAAUUUGCACAGUGCAAAUUUCCAUAAUUAAAAAAUCGAAAAAACCUUGUAUUAAAAUCGAUUUCAGAUUUACAUGAGUGAGGUGUUGGGUGAGCUUUUGGCCGCCAAAGUGUUCGAAAAGGACCUGAUCAAGGCCGAUGUUGAUGUGGCCAUCCAAGUUCAUGGCGUGAAAUGCGUCGUAACCUUCGACUUCAACACCAUGGAGUUGUUCCGGCUGAAUGAGAAUGUGCAAAAAUUGAUGCCCUCGCUGGGAGCGCCCACUUCCACGCGCUGGAAUUACGGUCAUCGGCGCUUCGACGCCGACUUGCCGCAGCGUUGCAUCAAGGCCUCGAAAGGCAACUCCUCCUCGCUCUGUGUGCCGAACACCGAUCGCCGAGUGGAUGUGCAAAGUCAGGUGGAGGGCAAUCACUUCCUUUGCUGCGACUUUUGGGCCUGA